GGAGAGAGAGAUCAUGAGAGAGAGAGAAAGAGAGAGAGAGAGAGCGAGAGAGAGAGAGAGAGAGAGAGAGAGAGAGUGAGAGACAGAGAGAGAGGGAGAGAUAGAGAGAGAGAGAGAGAGAGAGAGAGAGAGAGAGAGAGAGAGAGAGAGAGAGAGAGCGAGAGAAAGAGAGAGAGAGAGAGAGAGAGAGAGAGAGAGAGAGAGAGAGAGAGAGAGAGAGAGAGAGAGAGAGAGAGAGAGAGAGAGAGAGAAAGCAAGAGAGAUGUUAUAUCCACAAUAGGCUCAGAUAGAGAGAGAGAGAGAGAGAGAGAGAGAGAGAGAGAGAGAGAGAGAGAGAGAGAGAGAGAGAGAGAGAGAGAGAGAGAGAGAGAGAGAGAGAGAGAGAUAGAGAGAGAGGGAGAGAGAGAGAGAGAGAGAGAGAGAGAGAGAGAGAGAGAGAGAGAGAGAGAGAGAGAGAAGGAGCAUAAGAGAAAGAGAGAGAAAGAGGAUAAGAGAAAGAGAAAGCGAGAGAGAGGGAAAGAGAGAGAGAGAGAGAGAGAGAGAGAGAGAGAGAGAGAGAGAGAGAGAGAGAGAGAGAGAGAGAGAGAGAGAGAGAGAGAGAGAGAGAGAGAGAGGACCUAGCGCACCAAGUGUGACUGCAUG
Messenger RNA from Closterium sp. NIES-67, 642 nucleotides. Lineage: Eukaryota; Viridiplantae; Streptophyta; Zygnematophyceae; Desmidiales; Closteriaceae. The record is from the annotation of a GenBank genome assembly.